Ochlerotatus camptorhynchus is the source of this 6187-nucleotide messenger RNA. RefSeq lists its product as uncharacterized. The record is from RefSeq and is a predicted model, not a curated record. Lineage: Eukaryota; Metazoa; Arthropoda; Insecta; Diptera; Culicidae. The transcript is spliced from 9 exons. Bases 772 to 2586 code for a protein of 604 amino acids. Gene Ontology annotation, cellular component: plasma membrane.
CAGCGACAUCGUUCACUAUCCUUGUCACCGUCACUUUGUUUUUAGCAUUUUCCGUCGUGCGUUCACGAUUUGGCGUUGAACACUUUUCGCUGUUAUUUUCCUAUAAGUAGCUUUCGUGUCAAAUUGUGUGCAGCAGGAGUAAAAAGAAAGAAAAAUAACUGGAUUAUCUUCAUACCUAGUAAUAUUAAUAAUAUAAUCGACGGUUUCGAUCGGUCCUCGCAGCGGCUGUGUGAGUAGGCGAAGUGUGCUGCGGUGGGGGAACAUAAAUUAUUCAGCAACGAACUGCGACGAUAAACCCGACAGCGCAGUUACCUUUACUGAGGCAAGGCUGGUUUUGGGGUAUUCCAGUCGAGAAGGGGGUAAACUAAAAACGCAACUGUGCGAAUAAUUUGCAUAUUGUGGUUCAGAUUAGCAGUGAUUUCCCUUGAGAAAAGGAGAACAGCCAGAUAUAUCGGUAAUGAAAGUGUACAUCCGGUCGUAGAAGUCCGGAUUGUACGUGAAUGGAAGUUCCGGACGAUGGGCAACGGCAGCUUUAAAGAAGAAGGUAGUGGUCAGUGUCGUGAUAUGAGAUAAGCCGAACUGCUCUAGUUCGAUCUGGUGCGGAGGCUUAUCAGUGAGAUUUAGAACGAAGAAGGGUUUCGUAAAACGGAUUUUGUUGAGCAAGUGAAGAAUCUGGAAGCCUUAGAGCGCUAAUUGCACGUACAGUUAUAGAAAGGAAUCACAAUCUGUGUGUAUUGAAAGAUUACGUAGGCAGACGGAGGACAGACUAAAAUGGGUGGAAAAAUGUCAGUCUUGAACUGGUGGCUUUUGGUCACUUCUUUGUUGGUGCUGAUAGCAACACGAAUGGUGUCAGCACAGUACAGCAUCGAUUUGAAAACUACGUCCGGCUCGGUCGUCCUGGGCGGAACGAUGGAAUUCCAAGCAACGCUGCUGACCGACGGGAAGGCGGUCGAUGGUGAUUAUGAGGUCAUCUGGUCGGAUAACAUGAAUCCACCGCACACGUUGACGGGAUACAGCAAACAUCCUUACUUCAAUUGGACCCAAUCGUACGAGAACAAUGUAAACGCUGGAAGUUACGUUGUCACGAUCGUCGUAAAAAGGUUAAUCAUAUUUUACUACAUGGAAGCGUCCACAAAAUCGAUGGCAUUCAACCUGACCAGUCUUCUCAACGGUCAGAUGCAGCUGAUUCAGAAUAGUAGCGUCGUGGAUACGGAGUACGUCUCAAGUGCCGUCGCGUUGAACCAGACCAUUGUGCUGACCGAAGGUGAUCAGCGAGUCCUGGCCAAGGCCACCUACAUUCGGACUUAUUGGUUCAUCAACUGUCAAUACCUGGGUACGUCGGAUGAGUUUACCAAGCUGAGCAAUUUCACCACAGAGAACCAGGAGUAUACCAUUGAAGCGUUGGUAGUGGCGUCGUUCGAUAAGCUUCCGGAUCCUACAACGACCACUACCACAACCACCACUACGACCACAACUACUACUACGACGACAACAACAACAACCACUACUACACCAGCUACCACAACCAGCAGCUCUACUACUCCGGCAACUACUACCACUACUACUCCAGUACCGCCAAACAGUACAACAACAACAGUAACGCCGGCAACGACCAGCUCUAGUACCUCAACCACCAGUACAACUCCCAAGCCGAGUUCGCGAAGACGGCGAAGGCAGGUGGCGUCUUCCAGGGAUGUCCUCGCCAGCAUCAGUCCCCUGUUGCUCAAUAUGACGGAUAUCCGAAGCAUCAUCCUGAACGGCGAGCGGAUACCGGACCAUCUUCUGCUGCAUGAGGAUCUGGACCAUGAAUCGGUCGAAGUGAGUCGCAUCGUCAAAAAGGCCGAUCCCGGCUUCAACAUCGACGAUUCCCGGCAGCCGUUUGUUUGCGGUAACAGUUCGAUGAUUCCUCCGGAUCCGAAGAAAACCUACGGUCAUUUUGUGAGAAAGAUCAUCGUUCAAAAUCCGAUCACUAAGCUCAACGUCACUGGUCCGCAGUGGGUCCAGCAGGGUCAUUCGGCCAAUCUCACCUUCCAGUGCUCGGGGACGCCACCGUUCAGCUUCUGCUACAGUCUCUUCAAAGGGCAACACAAUCUAACCCAAAACGAAACGUGUACCAAUGGAUGGAUAUCGAAAGACGAUCGCUGUAGCUUCAAGUUUACCUCGUGGUUGAUCUUCAAAGAGCAGCGCUCGUUGGUAGUCUUCCUGAAAAACCGGAUAUCCGAGGAGGUCAUUCAAGUUGGACUGCAGAUCUAUGAGAAUCAACCCAAAUCCCAGCUAUCGGUCAUCGUAGUCCCCAUUGGGUUUUGCCUGCUGGCGGUAAUUCUGGUGGUCUUUGGCGUGGCCUAUUACAUCCAGAAUCGGGAACGCUUCAUCAUCGAGGUGGCCGAUUUCAACUUUGGCGAUACGAAUUCGCUGGAUGACGACAUGGAGUACAAGACGUUCCAACAGCGGCUGCUGGACAGUAUGCGGGAUUCGUUCAGACUGCCACGGUUUCGCCUGGGGUCCAGUGGGGCCAGCCACGACGGUGACGACAUGUCUCCGUCGGCGGUGGGCGAUAGUUCGCUGCGGUACGGUUCGAUGACCUAGGUCGGCGGUAGAUGCAGGUUUGAAUCGUUGUUUUCCAUUUUACUUUGAAGGAAUUACUGAGUGAUUGGCAGAGUUUUGUUUUGAAAUAGGGUCCUCCACCGGGAUCUCUAAUGUAUUAGUGUGAUGGCUUUUCUUGUAUUUUCCGGCCACUUGAUGAGCGAGCAGGUGUGCAAUAGAAUUUGGAUUAAUAAGACGCGAGAGGUUUUGGAACACGUGAAUCGUUUAGUGAUCGUAGGCGAAGUCUUGCAUAUCUCACCUCUGGUAUCCGAUUAUGGUUAGUAACUGCCCUGCCCAUACAAACAUAAUCUAUGUACUAGGUAUCUAUUAUUAUUAUGAGCAAUAACCUUUCAGGAAUAGCGGCAUCCUGUAGCCAAGAUGCUGCUUGCAUGGCCAAUGAGAAUAACCCAGAGAAAGAGUCAUUCCUACACAGUUGUAUGAGAAUUUUCUAAAAACUGCAAGACUCACCGCUGAGUUCUUGGGUUUUUAUCUAUAGAAGAAGUGUCUCUAUGUCUCUGAGUUAUUCUCAUUGGUCAUGUGGUUUAGGUUUACAUGCAAUUCUGACAGCAUUUCAUGCACGUAAUGUAUCAAUUGGUCGAACAUGCUCCUAGGCAUUUGUGUGUCCAACAGGCUCAACAGGUAAGCUUCGAAAUGUAUGCAAUCAAUGCACCAGUGUUGACGGUUGCACCUACGAUCGUUGUCUGCUCCGCGCCCAAUUUCCAGAUGUAGGGAAAACGCUGGUCAAUUCCAGCUUUUGUUUGAGCUAUGGACCAUUUGGCAGAAGCCUAGCUCUGAGUUCCGCGGAGUUGAUGCUUCGAAGUUUUGAGCUCGAUUCUGACUUCUGAGAAUCCUUUUUAACCCUUUCCCGUCCAGAGUGUAACCAAUUUUAAAAACCAUUAUCUCUGGAGUGUCUUGAGAUAUUGGCCUGGAUUUUCUUCCGAUAAUAGAAGAACUGAAGGUUGAACGCGGAAAAAUUCGGACCCAUUAAAAAAGCUGCCAUUAAUGCAUUUUUUGAGUAACAUUUUACAGAAUUUCACUGAAUCAAGCUAAGAGUGUAUAGAAUCACAGUAGGCAUUGGUUGUCAGAAUAAGUUAUUUUUUUCACAUCAUGGCUUCACCGGUGCAAGCACGUCGCGAUUCGAUCCUGCACGCUCGAAACGAAAAUCCCGGUUGAUCCGCUCCUGGCAGUUUUCGAUAAAAUUCCUGGGCAGGAAUUUUUUACCUCGGUUGACCGGAAGAAUGUUAAAUCAAAAAGAAAUCGAGAUUUCCCAAAAAGUUCCUUGUCUGGCAAGUAAUCUACAGUUUGUAGACUGAAAAGCGAAACUUUCGUUACUUCUGGAACCAUGAACCAGCAAAUUUACCACAAGGAGUGCCUACGGAAGAGACCGCCGCCUUUUCUGGAGCAACAUGAGGUGGAUUGCCUAUUCUUACCAGAAUUGGCAAGCUGCCACUACUCAAAAUCCACCCAACAGUGGUACAGCAAAAAUGGCGUCACAGUGGUUCCCAAGGAGAUGAAUCCGGCCAAUACCCCGAAACUAAAGCCAAUUGAGAAAUACUGGUCAAUUGUGAUGCACAUACUGAAGAAAAAGAGUAGAACUGCAAUUGACCUGAAGGAUUUCAAGCGGAAAUGGAAUUUGGUAGUUAAACAGUGGGAACAGGGCUCAUGUCAAAGAUGAUGGACCGUGUACGAAGAAAAGUUCGAGCAAUGGCCUAUGCUAGGAAACAAGACUGAAACAAUGGUCUUACAAUAAGCAUAAUACCUACUAAUGUAAAGCUGGUACAUUGAACUAUGAAAAAUAAAACGCAUUUAAUCACCAUCAAAAUUUUAGUGUCCGGAUUUUUUCGUAUUAAACCUCAAUAUUUUUUUUAAAUCGGUUGCAAUUUUAGAAAGUUGUAGCCUACAAUUUCAAAAAAGGCAUGAAGCUUCAGUGUCACCACGGGCAAAUGGUAUUCUAGGAGACUCGUAAUGAAGAUUCUGAGGAAUCCCAGGUUGAAAAAAAAACUCAAACUGUAUUCCAAACUGUUACCUUGUGGAAGGAUUCUGAUCUGGAUAUUGAAUAAUGCCAAAGCCAGUGGAAUCCUUGGUGAAACUCUUGAUCACUUUUGGCAGGAUUCUAUGCAAUUUCGGAUUUGAUUAUCCGGAAUCACUGAAAGGGGUUCAGGAUUGCCAGGUGGUUUCUUGUGGUAUUCUAUGGAGUCUCAGACGACAUUCUACAAAAUUCUAAGUGUGAUUCCAAACAGUUUCGGGUGGGAUUCUGGAGAUUCCUAGGUGAAUACUCACCAUUAGAUCAACUAACUCGUCUUAUAAGUUUUUUAGAAUCCCGCCUAAGAUUUCUAGCAUGUUAUCUCAUGCACUAUUCUUUGAAUUUCAUUGUGUAUCAUCGUUCAAGCAUUUAACGGUUGAUUUGAAUAUUAUCAGUUCCGCGAACUACUCGCCGCAGCGCUGGCAUCGGAUCACUUUGACGUUUCUAUACAUUCUAUAGAACUUUUAUGCAAUAUUGUUUGCGAGUUAGCGAGCAAGCUUGUUUUCCGCGAGAAGUCCGAGAGAUGUCGCUACUGAGGUCCUAUGUUUUAAGAUAUUAUGUUUUCAAGAAAAACUUUUUCAAAGAGUUACGUCUGUUUGUCUGUGGAGAAACUAAGACGAGUGUCUGAGGAACACUACUUACACUAAACUCUACCUGGAUAUGGAUAUUAAGGAAUCCUACUGUGUUACCUGACUCAUAACGAAUAUACUUUGUAUCCGCGGUCCCUCGGAUACAACUUUAGACGAGUUCAUUUUCCACCGGAUACAACGUAUAUUCGCUAUGAGACAGGUAAGACAGUAGACAAAAUUCCAAGGAAUCCUAAGUAGACAUAUUUUUUAUUCAGAACAUUAUGGAGUCCUUAGAAUCCCACCAGGUAGUGUUCCAAAAGGGAUUCGUCCCUGGCGGGAUUCUGAGUAUCUCACAUAGAUCUCAGGUGGGAUGUAGAUGGCCAAAGGUCGAACGACAAAAGGUUGAAGGGUAAAAGGUUAAAAGACAGAAGAUCGUUGGAAAAUAGGACGAAUAUACAAAAGGUCGAAUGGACAAAUUCCAAGGGACAAAAAGUCGAAUGGUCAAAAGGAUGGUACACAGGUAUAUUGAGGUCAAGGCCACCAGUCAAUCUAACUGAACUGCUUGAAAGCUAUUUCUCAAUCUUGAAGUUGACUCCUUCCCAGACGGGAUUCUCAGCAAUCCCAGACGGGAUUCUCAUGAAUCCCAGACGGGAUUUUCAACAAACUCAGACGGGAUUCUCAGCAAUCCCAGACGGAAUUCUCAGCAAUCCAAGACGAGAUCCUCAGCAAUCCCAGACGGGAUUCUCAGCAAUCCAAGACGGGAUUCUCAGCUAUCCCAGAGGGGAUUCUCAGCAACCCAAUACGGGACUCUUAGCAAUCCCAGACGGGAUUCUUAGUAAUCCCAGACGAGAUUCUCAGCAAUCCCAGACGGGAUUCUCAGCAAUCCCAGACGGGAUUCUCAGCAAUCCCAGACGGGAUUCUCAUGAAUCCCAGACGGGAUUUUCAACAAACUCAGACGGGAUUCUCAGCAAUCCCAGACGGAAUUCUCAGCAAUCCAAGACGAGAUCCUCAG